GAUGUAUAUUUGAUAUUGUACACACUGAUCACAAAAUUUAUUUGUAAAUAACAUUUGCAGUUUUUCCUUCAGGGAUUAACACUAAAAAAGACGCUUGGGGCUACUAACUCGUAAGCAAGCCAUGUAAAGCUGCCCAUGGGAGAAGCAGCCGGUCCAGAGAACUACACCGGCAGCCAUGAGCGUUUGCCCCUGCAACUUGUUGAUGGUCAUAUCGAAGCAGAUGCUAACAGGAAACUACAAGUGCUUGGAUUGAAAAGGAAAGUUGUUGGGGUUGAGGGGUAUACAUGGAAACUUGAAGACCCAUCCUUAUGUGGAGAGAGCUGAGUAAGGUACAACGGGCCCAUCUAUAUAAGCUGUCCAGAGCCCUGCACAUGGUUACAUCACAGUUCAUGGGAGAAACUAACAUAUUAUUUCAUCACUUCCUGCAAUAAAAGAAACCAGCAACCAUGGGGGACGGUGAGAUGGCAGUUUUUGGGGAAGCCGCCCAGUUUCUCCGUAAGGGUGAUAAAGAGAGACUGGAGGCCCAAAACAAGCCUUUUGAUGCCAAGAACACCUGCUACGUGGAUGACCAGAAGGAACUCUACGUGAAAGGUCUCGUCACCGCUCGGGAAGAUGGAAAAAUUACUGUCAAGACCGAUGAUGGGAGGUCUGUAACAGUAAAAGAUAGUCAAGUUUACCCCCAAAAUCCUCCAAAGUAUGACAAAAUUGAAGACAUGGCCAUGAUGACUCACCUGAAUGAGGCCUCUGUGCUGUAUAACCUCAAAGAACGUUAUGCAGCCUGGAUGAUCUACACCUACUCUGGGCUCUUCUGUGUGACUGUCAACCCCUACAAGUGGUUGCCAGUAUACGACCCUAAGGUUGUUGCCGGCUACAGAGGCAAGAAGCGUAUGGAAGCCCCACCACACAUCUUCUCCAUCUCUGAUAACGCCUAUCAGGCCAUGUCAACAGAUCGUGAAAAUCAGUCUGUCCUAAUUACUGGAGAAUCCGGUGCUGGAAAGACUGUAAACACCAAGCGUGUCAUCCAGUACUUUGCAACAAUUGCAGCCAUUGGAGAUCCCAAGAAGAAGGAACAACUCAGCAACAGCAUGCAGGGUACUCUGGAGGAUCAAAUUAUCCAGGCUAACCCUCUGCUGGAAGCCUUCGGUAAUGCCAAGACCGUGAGAAAUGACAACUCCUCCCGUUUUGGUAAAUUCAUUAGAAUCCACUUCGGAACAACUGGAAAGCUGUCUUCAGCUGAUAUUGAAACAUAUCUGCUGGAAAAGUCCAGAGUAACCUUCCAGCUCUCAGCUGAGAGAAGCUACCACAUCUUCUACCAGAUCAUGACCAACAAGAAACCAGAGAUUGUUGAGAUGCUUCUUAUCACCACCAACCCCUACGACUACCCCGCUAUAAGUCAGGGUGAGAUUGUUGUGAAGAGUAUUGAUGAUGUGGAGGAGUUCAUAGCCACCGAUACCGCCAUUGAUGUCCUGGGAUUCAAUGCAGAUGAGAAGAUCGGCAUCUACAAAAUGACCGGUGCUGUCAUGCACCACGGCAACUUGAAGUUCAAGCAGAAGCAGAGGGAGGAACAGGCCGAGCCAGACUGCACAGACGUUGCUGAUAAGAUCGCCUACCUCAUGGGUCUAAACUCUGCUGAUGUACUGAAAGCUUUGUGCUACCCAAGAGUGAAGGUCGGCAAUGAGUUUGUCACCAAGGGACAGACUGUGCCACAGGUCUACAACUCUGUAGGUGCCCUCUGCAAGUCAGUAUUUGAGAAACUCUUCUUGUGGAUGGUCACCCGUAUCAACCAACAGCUGGACACCAAGCAGGCCAGGCAGUUCUACAUCGGUGUGCUGGAUAUUGCUGGUUUUGAAAUCUUUGAUUACAACAGCUUGGAACAGCUCUGCAUCAACUUCACCAAUGAGAAACUGCAGCAGUUCUUCAACCACCACAUGUUCGUCCUGGAACAGGAAGAAUACAAGAAGGAAGGUAUUGACUGGGAGUUCAUUGACUUUGGUAUGGAUCUGGCUGCCUGCAUUGAGCUCAUUGAGAAGCCCAUGGGUAUCUUCUCCAUCCUUGAAGAGGAGUGCAUGUUCCCCAAAUCCACUGACACAUCCUUCAAGAACAAACUGUAUGAGCAGCAUCUUGGCAAGUGCAAGAACUUUGAGAAGCCCAAGCCUGGCAAAGGAAAGGCUGAAGCUCACUUCUCCCUGGUGCAUUAUGCUGGUACUGUGGAUUACAACAUCACUGGCUGGCUUGAAAAGAAUAAGGACCCACUGAAUGAAUCUGUUAUCCAGCUCUACCAGAAGUCUUCAGUUAAACUGUUGGCCUACCUCUACUCCGCCCACAAUAAUCCUGAUGAGAGUGCUGCUGCUGGUGGCAAAGGAGGAAAGAAGAAGAAGGGUUCCUCUUUCCAGACUGUGUCUUGUCUGUUCAGGGAAAACUUGAACAAGCUGAUGACCAACUUGAGAGGCACUCACCCUCACUUUGUACGUUGUCUGAUCCCCAAUGAAACCAAGACUCCAGGUAUCAUGGAUAACCACUUGAUCAUCCACCAGCUGAGAUGUAACGGUGUAUUGGAAGGCAUCAGAAUCUGCAGAAAGGGAUUCCCAAGCAGAAUCCUCUAUGCUGACUUUAAGCAACGUUACAAGAUACUGAAUGCCAGCGCAAUUCCAGAUGGGCAGUUUAUAGACAGCAAGAAGGGGGCUGAGAAACUCUUGGGCUCAAUUGAUGUUGAUCACACUCAAUACAAAUUUGGACAUACCAAGGUGUUCUUUAAAGCUGGUCUCCUGGGUACCCUGGAAGAGAUGAGAGAUGAAAAGUUGGCACAACUUAUUACUCGUACUCAGGCUCUUUGCAGAGGCUUCUUAAUGAGAGUUGAGUUUACAAAAAUGAUGGAGAGAAGGGAGGCAAUAUACGUCAUCCAGUACAAUGUCAGAUCUUUCAUGAAUGUCAAACACUGGCCAUGGAUGAAGUUGUAUUUUAAGAUUAAGCCACUGCUGCAGAGUGCUGAGAAUGAGAAGGAGAUGGCAAACAUCAAAGAGGAGUUUGAGAAGACCAAAGAAGCUCUGAUCAAGGCAGAAGCCAAAAAGAAAGAACUUGAGGAGAAAUUAAUUUCCCUGGUGCAAGAGAAGAAUGAAUUGCUUCUCCAAUCCCAGUCGGAAUCUGAAACUCUUGCCGAUGCCGAGGAGAGAUGUGAAGGUCUUAUCAAGAACAAGAUCCAAAUGGAAUCAAAGUUGAAGGAGAUAACUGAGAGGCUUGAAGAUGAGGAAGAAAGCAAUGCUGAGCUUACAGCAAAGAAGAGGAAAUUGGAGGAUGAAUGCUCUGAGCUGAAGAAAGAUAUUGAUGACUUGGAACUUACUCUUGCUAAAGUAGAAAAGGAAAAACAUGCCACAGAAAACAAGGUUAAAAACCUUACUGAAGAACUUGCAACUCUUGAUGAAAAUGUCUCUAAAGUCUCAAAGGAGAAGAAGGCUCUGCAGGAAGCUCACCAGCAGACACUUGAUGACCUUCAAGCUGAAGAAGACAAAGUCAGUUCCUUGACCAAAGCAAAGACAAAGCUGGAACAGCAAGUAGAUGAUCUGGAAGGUUCCCUGGAACAAGAGAAGAAACUUCGCCUUGACCUUGAGAGAGCAAAGAGGAAGCUUGAAGGUGACCUCAAACUGUCCCAGGAAACAGUCAUGGAUCUUGAAAAUGAGAAACAACAGACUGAUGAAAAACUGAAAAAGAAGGACUUUGAAAUUAGCCAACUUCAAGGAAAGAUAGAGGAUGAGCAGUCACUGGGAUCACAACUACAGAAGAAGAUCAAGGAACUGCAGGCUCGUAUUGAAGAGCUUGAGGAGGAAAUUGAAGCUGAACGGGCAGCUCGUGCCAAGGUUGAAAAACAGAGGGCCGAUCUGUCCAGAGAACUUGAAGAAAUUAGUGAAAGACUUGAAGAAGCUGGAGGUGCAUCAUCUGCCCAGAUUGAGGUGAAUAAGAAGCGAGAAGCUGAGUUCCAGAAAGUGAGACGUGACCUGGAAGAAGCCACCCUCCAACAUGAAGCUGUAGCUGCUGCCCUGCGCAAGAAGCAUGCCGACAGUGUUGCUGAGCUUGGAGAACAGAUUGACAACCUACAGCGUGUCAAACAGAAGCUAGAAAAAGAGAAGAGCGAGCUGAAGAUGGAGGUUGACGACCUUGCCAGCAACCUGGAGAGCAUCUCUAAGUCUAAGGCCAACCUGGAGAAAGUGAACCGUGUGCUUGAGGACCAACUCAGUGAAGUGAAGGCCAAGGAUGAUCAGCAACAACGAUUGAUUAAUGACCUCUCUACACAAAGGGCUCGUUUCCAGACUGAGAAUGGUGAACUGACUCGUCAGCUUGAAGAGAAGGAAUCUCUGAUUUCACAGCUCUCCAGAGGAAAGCAGGGAUUCACCCAACAGGUUGAGGAACUCAAGAGACAACUUGAAGAAGAAUCAAAGGCUAAGAAUGCCCUUGCCCAUGCCCUGCAAUCUUCCCGCCAUGACAAUGACUUGCUGCGUGAGCAAUAUGAAGAAGAACAAGAAGCCAAGGCUGAGCUCCAGCGAACAUUGUCUAAAGCUAAUGGUGAAGUUGCCCAAUGGAGGACCAAAUACGAAACUGAUGCCAUUCAGCGCACAGAGGAGCUGGAAGAGGCCAAGAAGAAGCUGGCUCAGCGCUUGCAGGAUGCUGAGGAACAAGUGGAGGCUGUAAACUCCAAAUCUGCCUCCUUGGAAAAGACCAAGCAGAGGCUGCAGGCUGAGGUGGAGGACCUUAUGGUUGAUGUGGAGAGAGCAAACAGUGCCGCAGCCGCCCUUGAUAAGAAGCAAAGGAACUUUGAUAAAGUCCUUGUAGAAUGGAAGCAGAAAUAUGAAGAGGGUCAGGCUGAACUAGAGGCUGCUCAGAAAGAGGCCCGCAGCCUCAGCACUGAGAUCUUCAAGAUGAAGAACGCUUAUGAAGAGGCCCUGGAACAAGUAGAAACCCUGAAACGCGAAAACAAGAAUUUGCAACAGGAGAUUUCAGAUCUUACUGAACAGAUUGGUGAGAGCGGGAAAUCUAUCAAUGAACUGGACAAGGCCAAGAAGCAGAUUGAGCAGGAGAAGAGCGACCUACAGGCUGCCCUAGAGGAAGCUGAGGGAUCACUGGAACAUGAAGAAGCCAAGAUCCUGCGUGUCCAGCUUGAGCUGAACCAGAUCAAAUCAGAGGUGGACAGGAAGAUUGCAGAGAAGGACGAGGAGAUUGAUCAGCUCAAGAGAAACAGCCAGAGAUCCAUUGACACCAUUCAGAGCACACUGGACUCUGAAAUCAGGAGCAGAAACGAUGCUCUGAGGCUGAAGAAGAAGAUGGAAGGAGACUUGAAUGAAAUUGAGAUCCAGCUUAGUCAUGCCAACCGCCAGGCUGCAGAGGCACAGAAACAGCUCAGAAACGUGCAGGCACAACUGAAGGAUGCCCUGCUGCAAUUGGAUGAUUCCCUAAGGGGACAGGAGGAUCUGAAGGAACAGGUUGCUGUGAUAGAACGUAGAACUAAUCUACAACAGGCUGAAAUUGAGGAGAACAGGGCUGCCCUGGAACAAACUGAGAGAUCUCGCAAGAUCGCAGAACAGGAACUUCUGGAUUCCAGCGAACGUGUGCAGCUUUUGCAUUCACAGAACACCAGCCUUAUCAACAGCAAGAAGAAGAUGGAAAAUGACAUUGCUCAGCUCCAGAACGAAGCUGAGGAAUCUAUUCAGGAAUCUAGAAAUGCUGAAGAUAAAGCCAAGAAGGCCAUCACAGAUGCUGCACUCAUGGCAGAGGAGCUGAAGAAGGAGCAGGACACCAGUGCUCACCUGGAAAGGAUGAAGAAGAACCUUGAACAGACAGUGAAGGACCUGCAGCAUCGUCUGGAUGAGGCUGAACAGCUGGCAUUGAAGGGUGGCAAGAAGCAGCUCCAGAAACUGGAGACCAGAGUGCGUGAACUGGAGAAUGAGCUGGAGAAUGAACAGAAACGCGGAGUUGAGGCAAUUAAAGGUGUUCGUAAAUAUGAGAGGAGAGUAAAGGAACUCACCUACCAGACUGAGGAAGACAGGAAGAACGGUCUGAGACUGCAGGAUCUGGUUGACAAACUGCAGCUGAAAGUAAAGGCCUACAAGAGACAGGCUGAGGAAUCUGAGGAACAGGCCAAUUCCCACCUGAGCCGCUUCAGGAAGGUGCAGCAUGAGCUGGAAGAGGCUGAGGAGAGAGCCGACAUUGCAGAGUCCCAAGUGAACAAGCUGAGGGUCAAGAGCCGUGAUGUUGGUGGCAAGAAGGAAAGCGAAGAGUAAAGAGUCAUUAUCUAAAUCUCAAGGGAUUCUCAGAAUGGGAAUUUCUCAGUCUGUUACCUGUCUACCCUUAUCCCUCCCCUUUAGUUCAUCUCCUAAAUAAAUUUCAUAUUUGUAAAA
Messenger RNA from Pseudophryne corroboree (corroboree frog), 6383 nucleotides. RefSeq names its product myosin-4-like. Bases 447 to 6266 code for a protein of 1939 amino acids. The record is from RefSeq and is a predicted model, not a curated record. Gene Ontology annotation, biological process: muscle contraction. The transcript is spliced from 42 exons. Gene Ontology annotation, molecular function: actin filament binding; ATP binding; microfilament motor activity. Lineage: Eukaryota; Metazoa; Chordata; Amphibia; Anura; Myobatrachidae. Gene Ontology annotation, cellular component: myosin filament; myosin II complex; cytoplasm.